Messenger RNA from Diatraea saccharalis (sugarcane borer), 1609 nucleotides. The record is from the annotation of a GenBank genome assembly. Lineage: Eukaryota; Metazoa; Arthropoda; Insecta; Lepidoptera; Crambidae.
CAAAAUUGGCAUGAAACAAAAUAAACAAACUUUGAAAAUAUAGAGACUUUAUCGCCUUAGUAAUUAAAAUAUAGCCACCCCUAACGUCUAACCUUAUCUCUUCAGGUAAUUGUUUAGGUGUGUUCUUAAUAAUGGAUGAAGAUGAUAUGAUUGUCUUGGUCAUCGGAAACCCGGAGUCUGCAAAUUCUUCAUCAGAAAAUCCACCUUCAUCUCCCGUAAUAAAGCCUGAACCGAUUGAUGAAAGUGAUAUGAUGGAAAUUAUAGAGAAAGCUAAAAAACAUGGCAAGCUGUUGGAUAUCAUGUCUCAAAACGAUAGUAAAGAAUCUAUCUUCAAAAAAGAUUGGGAACAGUUUACAAAUACUACAUUGGACAUAGAAUUUAUAAAACAAGAACAUUAUAGUGAUGAAGAGUUUCUUGAGCAGAAUUUGGGUAUAAAAGAAGAAUUAAUUGGUGCUGAAGAAGAUGAUAAAACAUAUGCUCCUGAAGAAGAUUUGAAUGAUGAUGAUUAUACUCCUGAUAUUGAAGAAAAUGAUUCUUUCUCUGAUUCAGAUGUUGAAUAUGAAUCGAAAGUGCACAGAAGGGCACAUCUAGGUCCAGCACAGCGGAAGUCUUUUGUACAAGAUUUGAAACAAGAAUAUCCUGAAUUAAGUAAAAAUGAAAAAGCUCUUAUUAGAACAAUAGCAGAAAUAAUGAGGAAUGUCAAGAGGCCACAACCCCCACGAGAUUAUUAUAUAGUGAAUGAUAUUAUGUUUGAGUGUAGAAAGUGUGGGACUAUGUCAGAGACAGAGCCUGCUGCAAGUCGCCAUUAUCAAGAGAAACAUGGCCCAAGAUAUCUUGUCUGCUACGCUUGUGGUGUAGAUUUCAGGAGUACGACAAACCUGUAUAAACACGAGAAAAGGUGUAUAGCUCCGGACGCUGUUCUCGUGCUUAAAGCUCGUGCCUUAUCUCUAGGUCGUAAGGGCCGCGGCAGGCCAUUUUUACCAAAACCAGACGAGAUAUUACUCAGACAACCUGUCAGUAAAAAAUACUGUUGCGCGGAGUGUCCAGCGGUUUUCUCUUCUAAACCAAACCUGGAGGCGCAUGAGAACUUGCACAAGGGUCUCAGGCCGUACCGCUGCAGCCAGUGUCCCAAUGCAUACACUUCAUAUCCAAGGCUCAGGCGUCACAUGAGGCAGCAUUCGUCUGAUGCUUACAUAUGCGAUCACUGCGGGCGCCUGUUCAAAGUGAAGGAAGCUCUCGUCGUACAUCUCAACACACACAUGCCGGUGGCGAAGUUCGGUUGUUCGGAGUGUUCGCGUCGUUACGCGACUAAGGCCGCCCUCAACCAUCACGUGCGCCGGCAGCAUCUGCGUCUGCCGCCCGCCUGCGCCUGCCCGAUCUGUCCCAAGAGAUAUCCUCGCAUGUCACUGGUGAGAGAUCACAUGAAGAAGACCCACGGAAUGUCAUUGAUGACCCGCAAAAUGUUCUUCAAAGCGUUGCCCACCUUAACAGAGGCGCAGUUACAAAAAGCGAAAGAUAUUUUGAAAUUGGAUCAGGGUAUAACCAAUUUGGCGUCGAAUAGUCUUCUCGAUGUAUGAUAAAUAAUGAAACACCAGCGGUGAUUCUGUGU